AUGCCAGAACUGCCUGUACCCGCAGCGGCGGUUAGAAAUGGUCACGGUCAUUCUGCCGACUGCGGGCGCAUGCUGCUAGCGGCUGCCCUCGGAGCACAUUCAAAGCUCUCACCAGCAAAUCAGUCAAGGCUUGCGCCUUCAUCUCCAACUUCGCCAUUUUCCCCGUGGCAGAAAAGCUCGGAGGGAACUCCAGCCAGACGAGUAGCCGACGAGUACAUGGAGGAUGGAGACGCUAGGCUACAGAAGGAGUCUGAUCAGGUAAAGCAAGACGGAGAAGAGCAGAAGGCUGGCUUUGGGUGGUACCUGAUGCGUUCUGCUUUGAAUGGCCUUCGCUCCCCCAGCAAGCAAGAUGCUGAACAGGAGCAGCCACGUGUACAGAAAAACCAUAGCCUGGACUUGAUGGAAUCCAUGGAGGAAGGCCACGCCCACGAAAUCACUACUGAUUUCGUGGUGCCGCUGCGAAGAUCUAGCAAGCUGUGGCGUUUCCGAGUUCUCCGAUCAGAGGACAAGCUAUCAGCCCGCCUCGUCACAGAUGCAGGUGACUUUCUUAUGUAUGCCAGUGUUAGACUAGAGGCACACCGUAUAGACUUCCACCUAUACGACAGUUGUCAGAAAGAUCUCUUUAACCCGGCCAGGCCAGCCUUCACCAUGAGCUUCAACUCUUCAAGAGACGAGUGGAGACUGGUGGCAGAACAGUGCCAGGCUUGCCACUAUGUGCCUCCGCAUCUUUCCUGCGCUGCGCACGGCAAGCAGCAGGUGGCUGUCAUCAAGCAUAGGCAAGCUGCUGUUGGGGAAGGCAUUUCAAACAUCAUGGAGGUUCGGAUACCGGGCCUUUACCAGAAUGACACCAGUGUGAUCUGGUGCCCAAUGCUAGGAAUGCCCGACUUGGCAGAUGCGGAAGAGAGUAAUGAGAUCCAGCAACUCAUAACCCGGAAACCGGUAUGGAAUGAGCAGGUGCAGAGCCUGGUAUUGGAUUUCAAAGGUCGCAACAUCGUCUCCUCAGCCAAGAAUUUUCAACUGGCGUUGCGUCAAAAGCCGCAGCACGUCAUCUGCCAGUACGGAAAGCUUGGGCCAACAAACUUUGGUCUUGAUUUCAGAUAUCCCAUGAGCGUUAUACAAGCAUUUGGCGCAGCCAUGUCAACUUUGUUCUGGACGUGA
Molecule: messenger RNA, 1158 nt
Organism: Symbiodinium pilosum
Lineage: Eukaryota; Dinophyceae; Suessiales; Symbiodiniaceae
Source: the annotation of a GenBank genome assembly